AUGACCCGCCGUUUGCGGACAAGUCGUAAUUCCAGGGAGCAAAAGCCUCAGGCGAGCAGAUCGCAGGCCGCACGGCACGGCGAGUCGACGACAAGUGACGCGUUGGCGUGCCUAGGUCCAGACGCGGACGAUGCGUUCUUCGCUGCGCGCUCGCGGGGCGCUGGAACCCCAGCGAGUGCGCUGAACCCACCGAGCGACUGCGGCGAGCCCGAGCACCACGCCGAGGACCUGGAUGCUGAGAAUAGAGCACCAAGCGGGGACAGAUUGCCUCCGGAAGGAGGACCAGGAGCCAUGCAGAGCACCGGCGAACAUGGGGUUUGUGCUGCACAUUCACCAGAAACGCCUGCGGUGACCGCACCGACGUCUGCUGGCUCUUGGGAUGCACUGGACGAGGACCAGCAACGGCACCUUGUAUCAACAGUAACGCGCUUCCUACUUGUCCGUGAACAAUCGCGCAUACCCGUGUUGAAGCGGGACAUAACAAGCCUCGUGGCUGAAACCCUUGGGGUGCCGGCUGGUCCUCGAGGUCGAUUUCCAACCUGGCUCACGACACUGCGGAACGCUGCUCUGGAACGCGCCGCACAAAUGCUUCUUUUUGAUUUGGGCUUUCGGGUUCUUCAGGUGGGUCGUCUUCCGCUUGGCGAGCAUGCGAGGGGUCGCACGCGACAGGCUGCUCGUGGUUUAACGCUGACCGUAGCCCCCUAUCACUUCUAUCAGGAGAGAUGUCUGGUCGAGGGAGCACCACCGUCGCUCGACGAAGCGCCGCCUGGAAACGAUGGAAUGCCCAGUGAUCUACUCCUGCUCGUUUCGGACUUGCCCCCAAAGCUGCGCCCACAGCCGAGGAGCAUUGCUUUUUCGGGAUUGCUCAUGGUGCUUGCAUGUCUCUUUGGUCUUUCCGACACCGGAAUGAUACAAGAGAAAGAGCUUUUCAAUAGUUUUGCGCGAAUCGGCUUAAUGACCGUCCACAACAAUUCCCAAGCUACCCGUGAGGCAGCGCUUCCAGCGCAUACGCACAACGGAGACUAUGUGCCUGAAACGAACCCAUUGCGAGGUGUGCCGGCGAAUGACGCCGACCCCGAUGCCACUGGAGCUGUCUCCGGCGACAACGUCUGGUUCCAUGGGUACCAGCGAAAAGCUGACAUCCACAAACUCUUAACGCUCUAUCUCCCAAAAAUGCUCUAUUUGCAACGCUUUCGAUUGAAUAUCGCGGAUUCGGAAUGGACAUACGCUGCAGGUCCUCGCCUCAGAGCCGAGCUUCCACCGGAAAGUUUGUUCGAGCUCCUGUGCGAGUUCUUUGGCGAGGAUGCGGACGAAGGCGCUGCAACGAAUCUACGGCGCCGUCUCCUACCAGAUCAGCCCGUGAUGCUGAAUGCAUCACGUGCCGAAUCGUAG
Messenger RNA from Cyanidioschyzon merolae strain 10D, 1392 nucleotides. RefSeq lists its product as hypothetical. The record is from RefSeq and is a predicted model, not a curated record. The transcript has a single exon. The coding region runs from base 1 to 1392 and encodes 463 amino acids. NCBI's taxonomy places the organism in Eukaryota, Rhodophyta, Bangiophyceae, Cyanidiales, Cyanidiaceae.